CUUUCUAUGGCUUAAAGCACACAGCUUUGAAUGAGCAAACUAACAUUCAAAUCAAGCUGAUAUGUUGGCUGGUCUGAGCUCUUCAGUCUGCACAUGAUUCCUCAGAGUCAUACCACAUGGCCACCAGCCCCAGCCGAGCCUCCAGGAGGGGAGACCUGACCUCCAGCCCCGGACGAGACUUGCCGCCCUUCGAGGAUGAGUCGGAGGGGCUGCUGGGAGAUGGACCCUUGCCUGGGGAGGAGGAAGAAGAUGGAGAGGAACUGAUUGGAGAUGGAAUGGAGAGGGAUUACCGUGCCAUUCCGGAGCUGGAUCAGUACGAGGCAGAGGGUUUGGACCUCGAUGAUGAGGAGCUGUCAGAGCUGUCACCAGGAGCCCGAGCAGCCGCUGAGGAGGCCAUGAGGAGGAGGGACAGGCAACAGGGAGUCAGGGGGCGCGUGAGGCCAGGAUUGCUCUAUGACAGCGAAGAUGAGGAUGACGAGCGCCCGGCUGCUCGGCGAAGACGGCUGGCUGAGCGGGCAGCAGAAGGUGAUGGUGAGGAAGAGGAGAUGAUUGAGAGCAUUGAGAAUCUGGAGGACAUGAAGGGCCACACAGUGAGGGAGUGGGUGUCCAUGGCGGCGCCGCGGCUGGAAAUCUACAACCGCUUCAAGAACUUCCUGCGCACACACGUGGAUGAAAACGGCCGCAAUGUCUUCAAGGAGAAGAUCAGCGAUAUGUGUAAAGAGAACAAGGAGAGUCUGGUAGUAAACUACGAGGACCUCGCAGCCAGGGAGCAUGUCCUGGCUUACUUCCUACCAGAAGCUCCAGCUGAGAUGCUGAAGAUUUUUGAUGAAGCGGCUAAAGAAGUUGUGCUUGCCAUGUACCCAAAAUACGAUCGGAUUGCCUACGAGAUCCAUGUCCGCAUCUGCAACCUGCCUCUGGUCGAGGAGAUCCGAUCACUCAGGCAGCUCCACCUAAACCAGCUCAUCCGGACCAGCGGCGUGGUGAGCAGCUGCACCGGCGUCCUGCCUCAGCUCGGCAUGGUCAAGUACAACUGUAACAAGUGUAACUUCGUGCUAGGGCCCUUCUUCCAGUCCCAGAACCAGGAGGUGAAGCCGGGUUCCUGUCCGGAGUGUCAAUCCCAGGGACCGUUUGAGAUCAACAUGGAGGAGACAGUGUACCAGAACUACCAGAGGAUCACCAUCCAGGAAAGUCCCGGUAAGGUGGCUGCAGGUCGCCUCCCUCGCUCCAAAGAUGCCAUCCUCCUGGCCGACCUCGUGGAUAGCUGCAAGCCUGGAGACGAGAUUGAGCUGACUGGGAUCUACCACAACAACUACGACGGCUCUCUGAACAUGGCAAAUGGUUUCCCGGUGUUUGCCACAGUGAUCCUGGCUAACCACAUCACCCGCAGAGACGAGGGGGUCGCCGUGGCCGAGCUGACCGACGAAGACGUCAAAGCCAUUGUUGCUCUGUCGAAGGACGAACGUAUCGGAGAGAGGAUCUUCGCCAGCAUGGCGCCAUCUAUCUACGGGCAUGAGGACAUCAAGAGAGCGCUCGCCCUGUCGCUGUUUGGAGGAGAGCCCAAAAAUCCAGGUGGGAAGCAUAAGGUGCGUGGGGACAUCAACGUGCUGCUGUGCGGAGACCCAGGAACCGCCAAGUCCCAGUUCCUCAAGUAUGUAGAGAAGGUCGCGAGCCGUGCGGUGUUCACCACAGGUCAGGGGGCCUCCGCCGUUGGUUUGACUGCUUAUGUUCAGAGACACCCAGUGAGCCGUGAGUGGACGCUCGAGGCGGGAGCGCUGGUGCUGGCCGACCGUGGAGUCUGUCUGAUCGAUGAGUUCGAUAAGAUGAACGAUGCAGACAGGACGAGUAUCCACGAGGCCAUGGAGCAGCAGAGCAUCUCCAUCUCCAAAGCUGGCAUCGUCACCUCGCUGCAGGCCAGAUGCACAGUCAUUGCUGCUGCCAACCCCAUCGGUGGCAGAUAUGACCCCUCCCUGACUUUUGCUGAGAACGUGGAUCUGACGGAGCCCAUCGUGUCGCGUUUUGACGUGCUGUGUGUUGUUCGAGACACCAUCGAUCCCGUCCAGGAUGAGAUGCUGGCGCGCUUCGUGGUCGGUUCCCACAUCAAGCAUCACCCUAGCAGCAAGGAGGGGGGAGUGGCAUUGGAAGAGGUGGUUCUGCCCAACUCAUCCGACGUGCCAACGAUUCCACAGGAGCUCCUGAGGAAGUACAUCAUCUAUGCUAAAGAGCGGGUUCACCCGAAACUGAACCAGAUGGACCAGGACAAGGUGGCUCGCAUCUACAGUGACCUGCGUAAAGAGUCAAUGGCCACAGGCAGCAUCCCCAUCACGGUUCGUCACAUUGAGUCCAUGAUCCGCAUGGCGGAGGCUCACGCCAAAAUGCACCUGAGGGACUAUGUACUGGAGGACGACGUCAACAUGGCCAUCAGGGUCAUGCUGGAGAGCUUCAUCGACACACAGAAGUUCAGCGUGAUGAGGAGCAUGAGGAAGACGUUCGCCCGCUAUCUGGCCUUCCGCAGAGACAACAACGAGCUGCUGCUCUUCAUCCUCAAACAGCUGGUGGCCGAGCAGGUCGCCUACCAGAGGAACAGAUAUGGAGUCCAGAACGACACCAUCGAGAUCCCAGAAAAAGAUCUUCAGGAUAAGGCGAGACAGAUAAACAUCCACAACCUGUCGGCCUUCUACGACAGCGACCUGUUCCACUCCAACAAGUUCAGCCACGACGGCAAGAAGAAACUGAUACUGCAGCAGUUUUAAGAAGCCUUUCAACCUCACUCCUCUCCUUACGCCUUCUACAUUAUGAGCUCUUACUUGGGUUUUGGUCAUACUGGAUUCAGGACUCUUACUUUUGGCUCUGAACUGAUUGGAAGUGACUGAAGAGCAGCCGCUGUUGAAGGACUAUUAUAAGAAGGAUCAUCUGAUAAGGAAGAUUUGACUCUGGAGGCAGCAGCUGAUGACCACACUGUUUCUGACGGAUUGAUAUCUGUGGUGACUGUAAAUUAUUUAAGAUAAGCAUGUUAACAAAAAUAAACUGCAUAAAUAAAAAAAAAAAAAAAACAUGUUUAUUCUGUCCUGGGGGUCCCUGCAUCUGCCUUCAGGUAGGGUUGAUUGUAAAUAAAUGUACAUGUUGAUGUGGCGCCGUUUAUUGUUUCGCUUAACUUUAUCUGAAUGCUUUGUCACAUUGUGCAAACUCACUGACUUUGUAUUUCAGACCUUGUUGCUCUUUCUCAGAGGUUUGUGCUCACAUCAGGAAGUUAAUGUAGCUUGAACUGAAACCUCCAUGUUUCACAAGUCAAGUUAAAAUAAACCAGUGUUUGAUGAUG
This is a messenger RNA of Pelmatolapia mariae (spotted tilapia), 3316 nucleotides long. It is a transcript of the gene mcm2, whose product is annotated as minichromosome maintenance complex component 2. Gene Ontology annotation, biological process: double-strand break repair via break-induced replication; mitotic DNA replication initiation; DNA replication. Gene Ontology annotation, molecular function: ATP binding; single-stranded DNA binding; 3'-5' DNA helicase activity. The transcript is spliced from 20 exons. Gene Ontology annotation, cellular component: MCM complex; nucleus. NCBI's taxonomy places the organism in Eukaryota, Metazoa, Chordata, Actinopteri, Cichliformes, Cichlidae. The record is from RefSeq and is a predicted model, not a curated record. The coding region runs from base 117 to 2750 and encodes 877 amino acids.